UGCACGAUGCCGGGGCUGCGGACAGAACCCUGUGGCCACACUCGCCAGGGAGCGGGGCCGGCUUUGAUUCCCAUCGCUGGUGAAGCUGCAGGAGGCGAUGCAGGCAACGUGCGUGUGGAUGUAGAGACCGCAGGCAGCGCUGUCCAUCCCGGCAAUACUCGCCCCCAGGAGCCCAAGAAAUAAUCAACCACUUUGCAACAUUUCUUCUUGAUCAAGAGAGCGACUGCGGGAAGACCAUGGCUCCUCUACGACCGUUCAUCAGGACAGCGGGAACUGCACAAGAGGGCCAGCCGUCCCUGCUUCUCUCCGGCUCUCUGGCAGCGGGAGGCAGCUUCCUGGGCUUCCUGGUCCUAGCAUUCCUCUGCAAUCAGUGCCAAAGAAACAAUAAAGAAGAGAAAUCCAGGAGGGAUGGUGUGAAGCUGGUUGGUUUGUCCGUAGGUUCCACACCACAACUUCGACCCGUUAGUCUACCUGAAGCCGGAGUUCGUGAUCCCAACAGAAUGUUCAGCAGUGGCGAUAAUGGACUGAGAAGCUGGCCGGCGAGCGUGGAUUGUCUCCGACAAUCGGGGACCGAGCUCUCAGAGGAGUUCUCCGAAAACUGCAGGGUUCCUCAGCUCAGGGAACUGCCGAAUGCUCCUGGAAGCAACUACACUGGAGGGAAGCUGGUUCAUUCGAGAAAGGUGCACGAUACGCACUUCGCCCGCCCCCAGGUCACGAAAUACACUCGUCCACAGAGCGCCGUCGAAGACUCCUUGUACGAGAGCGUUGGAUCCAAUUAUGAGCCCGUUGCCAUUGAGCGCCAGUCCAAUCACAGAUACGGGCCGAACGGACGAGAAUGGGCCGCGCCAACUCGAACACAGCAAGGUUCGAAGGAACCGGCGGCCAACAUGGACUCACCAGAGUAUGCCUCCAUUCGGAAGGCAAAGAAGAAGGAAAAUAAUCUAAAUCGGCAAGAAAAACCAUUCAGAAGAGAUAUAAAGAAUGGUUGCGUGUUGGUACCUGGGUCAAGAAUCUGUGGAGAAGAGUCAAGAAUUACGGAAAAUUAUGCCGAUUUUUCACAGGCAGAGAAUUUCAACUGGAGGAUGCAAGGCAGACAGCGAUCAAUAACCGACCCAGAUGUCAUGAAUUCAAUGGGGAGAACGGCCUGUGGGAGUCAAACGGAGGAACAAGUGUACACCAAUAAUGUCAAGGGAGAAAACAAGUUUGUCAGUAAAUCCCAUGAGAAGCUUCAUUCAAUGACUGAUGCAGAGAUUGCAGGAAUGUACUCCAAGGUGGCAAAGAAAGCCUUCAGGAAGGGGACGCCAUCACCGCUAAAUAUGGGUCAUCGCAAAGACAUUCCAAAGCUCUACUCCCGGUCGACAGGGAAUAUCAACGAAGAGGAGCCUGAUUACGAAUCGAUUAAGAGCCCACACUGGCACACUGGCAGCCAGAUCCUGGGCGAGAAACCCUGUCACACCCCGGUGAAGGAAAGGAGGUGGCCGGUGAAACUACAGGAGAAGAGCCAGGAUGAGGAAAUGGCAGAUCCGGGUUACGAAGCGAUUGAUCUGAAAUGGAAGAGAAUCGUUAUUGCAGUCGGUGCGAACAGAGCAUUGAACCGUGCCGCAGAGGGACAGACGGAAAACUAUUACGAAAGUAUCAGUGAACUGCAGCAGAGCCGUGCGUGUACAUCUGAUGGCGGCAGAGAGCACUUUAUUACAGGACUCUAGGGCGGAGAUUGGCAACCUACGGCCCAGGGGCCAGUUCCGGCCCGUAACCCAAAAUCAUCCGGCCAGCAGGCGCAUUUCUUUUCAAUUCGUUUCCGCGACCUGGGAACUGUAGCCAGUCUCGUGGCACACAGGCGAGCUGGGAACUACAGCUAGUCUCAGGACAUGCAGGCAACCUGGGAACUACAGCUAGUCUCGGGGCACGCAGGCGAGCUGGGCGCUACAACCAAUUUAUUAACUAUGGCGAUAGAUGUGGCCCGCCAUCCUCUCGCAAACAUGGGUCCUGGCCCCAAUGCAGAAAAGGUUGCCCACCCUACUUACACGCCCCGUCGACUCUACUCCGCCAUUCCAUCAUGGCUGAUCUAACUUUCCUCCUCAACCCCAUUCUCCUGCCUCCUCCCCAUAACCCCUGACACCCGGACUAGUCAAGAGUCUGUCUAUCUCCGCCUUAAAGAUAUCCACUGACUUGGCCUCCACAGCCGUCUGUGGCAAUGAAUUCCACAGAUUCACCACCCUCUGACUAAGGAAA
This is a messenger RNA of Amblyraja radiata (thorny skate), 2232 nucleotides long. RefSeq lists its product as uncharacterized. NCBI's taxonomy places the organism in Eukaryota, Metazoa, Chordata, Chondrichthyes, Rajiformes, Rajidae. Bases 237 to 1706 code for a protein of 489 amino acids. The transcript is spliced from 8 exons. Gene Ontology annotation, biological process: intracellular signal transduction; negative regulation of T cell activation. Gene Ontology annotation, cellular component: membrane raft; plasma membrane. The record is from RefSeq and is a predicted model, not a curated record.